This is a messenger RNA of Myiozetetes cayanensis, 3158 nucleotides long. It is a transcript of the gene SCRN2, whose product is annotated as secernin 2. Lineage: Eukaryota; Metazoa; Chordata; Aves; Passeriformes; Tyrannidae. The transcript is spliced from 8 exons. Gene Ontology annotation, molecular function: dipeptidase activity; cysteine-type exopeptidase activity. The record is from RefSeq and is a predicted model, not a curated record. Bases 10 to 1446 code for a protein of 478 amino acids. Gene Ontology annotation, biological process: proteolysis.
CACCCCGCCAUGGGGUCACUGAUGUGUCUCCCUGGUUUCACGGACGGCGUUAUCCCACAGACCCCCCCAAUUCCGGCCCCAAAGGGACCGUGGGGACACAUCCAGGACAGGCACAAGGGGGUGACAUCCCCUCGGUGUCCCCCUCCCACCCUGGUCCCUUCUGCCGGGUUUAGGAUGGCGGGGCAGGGUCCUGUUCCCUCGUCCUGCGACUGCUUCGUGGCCCUGCCCCCCCACACCGCGUCCCCCGCCGUCAUCUUCGCCAAGAACGCCGACCGCCCGCGCCACGAGGUCCAGGAGGUCGUCUAUGUCCCCGCUGCCACCCACCAGCCCGGGGACAAAGUCCAGUGCACGUACCUGGAGGUGGAGCAGGCAGAGCACACCCACGCCGUGGUGCUGAGCCGCCCUGCCUGGCUCUGGGGCGCCGAGAUGGGCGCCAACGAGCACGGCGUGUGCGUGGGCAACGAGGGCGUGUGGACACGCGAGCCCCUGGGCGAGGACGAGGCACUGCUGGGCAUGGACCUGGUGAGGCUGGGUCUGGAGCGGGGCAGCUCGGCCCGGGAGGCCCUGGAGGUGAUGACGGCGCUGCUGGAGCGUUAUGGGCAGGGCGGGAGCUGCAAGGAGGAGCCGGUGCCCUUCGUGUACCACAACACCUUCCUGCUGGCUGACCGCACCGAGGCCUGGGUGCUGGAGACUGCCGGGCGCUACUGGGCGGCCCAGCGGAUCACCGAGGGAAGCCGCAACAUCUCCAACCAGCUGAGCAUCGGCAGCGAGAUCACGGCGGAGCACGCGGGGCUGCGGCAGCGGGCGCAGAGCCAGGGCUGGUGGAGCGGGCACGGCGAGUUCAGCUUCGCCCAGGUUUUCUCCCUGGAGCAGCAGCCCCCGCGCAUGGAGGCUGCCAAGGCCCGAUUUCGAGCGGGGAGGGAGCUACUGAGGCAGCACGCAGGUCACAUCACGGCGGAGACGCUGAUGUCCAUCCUGCGGGACAAGGGCAGCGGGAUCUGCGUGGACUCGGAGGGGUUCCGCACGGCGGGCAGCAUGGUGUCCGUGCUGCCCCGCGACCCCGCCCUGCCCUGCGUGCACUUCUUCACCGCCACCCCCGACCCCUCCAGGUCCGUCUUCAAGCCCUUCGUGUUCGUGGCCGGCAUCAAGCCCGUGCCGCAGGUGAGGUCCCCGACCUUCCCCCAGGACCCUGCCAAGCUGAUCCCGCGGUUCCAGAGCUCGGUGGAUCGGCGGCACGAGCUGUACCGCCGGCACCAGGCAGCCCUGGAGCUCAUGGAGCAGGACCAGGAGUGGGGCCAGAAGCUCCUGGAGACGCUGCAGGAGCUGGAGAAGCAGGGCCUGGAGGGGAUGAAGGCGCUGCUGGAGGGGACAGAGACCCCCCACCCAGAGGAACUGGCUGACCUCUUCUUUGACUGCGUGGAGGCAGAGCUGAAGUUUUACACAUAAACCCCACACAGUCUCCUUGUCCAGAGCUUUGCUCUGGGACUGGACGCCACCAGGAGCUCGCUGGGACCCGCUGGAUCCCAGGAGGGGUGUCCCUGGCUGGGCCUGGGGCCGGGGGUGGCCCUGCAGGGGCUGUGGGGCCGUGGGGCUGGGGCCUCCAUCCCGACCCGGGCUCAGCAGCAGAUCCCGGCGUUCCUGCAGCUCCUCCAUCCGCGCCCGGUGCUCCUCCAGCACCUCCCUCCGCCUCCGCUGGGAGCGCCCGGCCAGCUCCCGGCGCAGAUCCGAGAAGAAACCUGCCAGGGAUGCGAGGAGGGAGGAGGAUCAGGGGGAUGUGGCACUGCCAGCCCUGUCCCCAGGAGUGCCACGUGUCCCCUUCCGCCCCCUGGGCACCUUUGUCCACUGUGAAAGGGCCGCUGGGCCUGGGGAGCAGCUCAUCAUCCUCAUCCUGGCCACGGGAAGAGCCUCCUCCCUCCUCUUCCUUGCCACGGAGGGGCUGGGCAUCCAGCUGCAGGAGGUGGGGCAGCGCUCCCAACACCAGCUCCCUGGAAAAAAUGAGGGAAGAGCCAAUGUCCCCGCCCCUGGCACCGUGUCCCCCCUGCACAGCCCACCCCCAGCCUGGGCACAGGGCAGGGAUUCACAUCCCUGGGCUUGGGUGUUUGUAUUUGAUGUCUCAUGGAAUUGUUUGGGUUGGAAGGCAUCCCAAAGACCACCCAGUGCCACCCCCUGCCACGGGCAGGGACACCUUCCACUAGCCCAGGUUGCUCCAAGCCCCAGUCCAACCUGGCCUUGGGCACUUCCAGGGCUGGGACAGCCACAGCUUCUCUGGAAAAUCCAUCCCAGCACCUCCCCACCCUCCCAGGGAAGAAUUCCUUCCCAACAUCCCAUCUAUCCCCCUGGCAGUCGGAAGCCAUUCCCCUUGUCCUGGCACUCCAGGCCCUUGUCCAGAGUCUCUGUCCAUCUUUAGGCACUGGGAGGCCACAAUUGGGUCACCCCAAAGCUUCUCCUGGUCUGGGGGGGCUGUACCCUGCCGAGAGGCUCCUGUGGUUUUUUGGGAGGGGUUUGUUCCUCCCCCUGACCCACCUGUAUCCGUGCUGGCGGGUGCACUCGUUCCCCGUUAAAUCCAGGAUUUGGAGGCCCCGGGGCAGCUCCUCUGCCAGGACAAAAGGAAGCACAGAGGUGCUGAGGUGGGACCUGAGCCCCCACCCCCCACCCCCAGCCAAAUUCCUGCUCCCCCAAACUCCCACAGCUCUUCACCCACUCCCAAGGCGACUCCCAGAGCAGCCCUGACACCUCAGAGCCGGGAAAACUGAGGCAGGGAAUGUGGGAAUGGGUAUUCCACUCACUCACACACACACUGGCAGCCCCCAGCAUCCCUUCCUGCUUCCCACCUGUGUCCAGCACCUGGAUGUGGUUGUGGGACAGGUCCAGGGCACGCAGGUGAGGCAGGGGCUGCAGGUUCUCCACCCUCUGGAUGCGGUUUCCAGCCAGGCAGAGGAACCUGGAGAGCACAGGCAGGGUGGGGGAUGUCACAGCUCCCAGGGGCUGGAAUUUGAGCCCCCUCCCUGGCCAAGGGAAGGUGGGAGCCCGUGGAAAGCCAUUUCCCUGGGAGCAGGAGCUGCUGUACCUCAGGUUGGGAAAACAGCCCAAAUUCUCGAUCCUCUCAAUUUUGUUCUGGAAAAUAAAAAUGGAAAAUAAAAUAGAAAAUAGGAAAAAAA